Molecule: messenger RNA, 2952 nt
Organism: Aquila chrysaetos chrysaetos
Lineage: Eukaryota; Metazoa; Chordata; Aves; Accipitriformes; Accipitridae
Product: ubiquitin-associated protein 2-like
Cellular component (GO): nucleus; cytoplasm
Source: RefSeq, a predicted model, not a curated record
AUAAAACCACCAAAACGGAGGAUAACUCCAGCAUCUAAGAUUCCUGCCUCUGCAGUUGAGAUGCCUGGAUCAGCAGAUGUGACAGGGUUAAAUGUUCAGUUUGGAGCUCUGGAGUUUGGAUCAGAGCCUGCACUCCCAGAGUUUGGAUCAACUUCAAGCAGUGAGAAUACCAGCCAGGCGACCAACAAUAGCUUGUACUCAAAGUCUGGAAAGUACGUUGAUCCUUUGAAUACCUCUUUGCCAAUAUCCAGUACAGUACAGGAGUCCACCUACACAACCUCUGCCAUCACCUCUUCCAGUCUGACCUGCUCAUCCCAGAGCACUAGCCCAGUAACAACUUCCUCCUAUGACCAGACUUCUGUGCAUAGUAGGAUAACGUACCAAAGCUCCAUGGCUCCAUCUGAAUCAACCCCUGUUGCAGUUACGAACGGGCACAGCGGUGUUAGAACACAGGCAACUCUUGACACUACUUCAUCAGUUCCAGCGCCCAAGGCAGAGCCUUCUCCCUCACUACCUUCUGCUGGUUCUCUGCCUAGCGUGGUAUCCACCACUGCUUCACUUCUGCCUUCAGCAUCGCAGCACACAGCAACGUUGCCCAGCUUGCCUCAGUCCAGUGAUUUGGCCAGCAGCUCACUUUCCCAGUUAAGCAGCUCCCUUUCCAAUCAUCAGAGCAGCCUCUCCCCUGCCUCAGUGUUGUCUUCAAGCACAUCACAUGCACACACUAGUGUUGAGAACACAACUUCACUCCAGCCCUCAACAACCUUUUCAACUGUUUCAAGCUCAGCUACUAGCACCACCUCUUCAGUUGUCAGCAUGGCAAGCAGUAUGAACACUACAAACAGCCUUGGCCUGGGCGUUACCAGUGUGUCUAUACCAGCUGCUACCACACGGGCGGCUCCCUUAGUGUCUUCAGGCAAAGCUCCCCCAAACCUGCCCCAAGGUGUACCGCCCUUGUUGCAUAACCAGUAUAUUGUGGGACCUGGAGGACUUCUGCCUGCCUACCCAAUUUAUGGUUAUGAAGAUCUCCAGAUGCUUCAAUCCAGGCUGCCAAUGGAUUACUACGGAAUUACAUUCCCUGCUCCUGCAACCUUGACAGGCAGAGAUGGGAGCCUUGCUAACAACCCGUACUCAGGUGACGUAACAAAAUUUGGACGUGGGGAUUCUGCCUCCCCUGCUCCUGCUACCACACUUGCCCAGCCGCAGCAGAACCAGACGCAGACUCACCAUACAACUCAGCAGCCCUUCCUCAACCCAACCCUGCCCCCGGGGUACAGCUACACUGGGUUACCUUAUUACGCUGGUGUGCCUGGCGUACCCAGUGCGUUCCAGUAUGGGCCAACCAUGUUUGUACCUCCAGCAUCUGCUAAACAGCAUGGAGUCAACCUGAACACCGCGUCAACUCCUUUCCAGCAAGCGAGUGGCUAUGGGCAGCACAGCUAUGGAGCAGCAGGCUAUGAUGACUUAACGCAGGGAACGGCAGCUGGAGAUUACAGCAAAGGAGGCUACAGUGGGUCAUCUCAAGCACAAAAAUCUGCUGGCACUGGACCUGGGAAAGGUGUUUCUGUGACCUCAAGUAACACAGGUGUGCCUGAUAUCAGUGGCUCAGUCUAUAACAAGACUCAGACGUUUGACAAGCAGGGAUUCCAUGCUGGCACACCGCCUCCUUUCAGCCUGCCCUCUGCUCUCGGAUCGACUGGGCCCCUGAACCCUGGUGCUGCCCGGGUUAUGCUCCGGCCCCAUUUCUCCAUAUCUUGCCUGCCCAUCAGCAGCCUCAUUCCCAGAUGCUGCAUCACCAUCUUCAGCAAGAUGGGCAGGGUGGAUCCGGCCAACGCAACCACCCAGCACCAUGCAGCAAAAGUCUCAGGCUACCAAAACCACCUAUGGCACUUCUCCAUACUGGACAAACUAAAUCUGAAACCGGGGAGGGGGGAGAGAAUGAAAGGAGAGGAGGAGAAAAAAACAAAAGAAAAGAGAAAAAAAGCCGAAGCCCAUUCCUGAAAUUAUUAGGAGAAGUAACUGCUCAGCCAAACAUCUGUGCCGGGAGAACUGCAGCCAGCCAGCCAUCCUCUGUGUGACUCGCCCGCUUCCUCUUUGAGUUGCUGUUGUAUGUAAUAUAUUUAUGUAUGUAUUUGUAAAUGUAAUAGAGCCUAAAUGUGGUUUUCUGCAUCUUGGAGCCUGUUUUAUUUUCUUUGUAGGAAAACUAAUUAUUUCCCAUCUGCACCAGGGCAUCCUUCCUUGGUUUUUUAAGCUUUAACUCUGUCAAAGACAAACUGUGCCAUUUUUUUGGAGCUGCAGCCCAUUUAUUUAAUGCAGUUCUAAAUUCAGGCAAAUAAGGAGGCAUUGCCCCCCCCCCCAAAGAAUCAAGAUGUGUCCUGUUGGUUUGAUUUCUGCCCCCAGCCCCCAAUAUAGCUGUUGCUUUAAGGGGGGGGGGAAGGGAAAAAAAAUGCUUUGUGGGCUUUCCCCUUUCUUUUGUCUCCUCUCUCCCUCCUGCUGUGGAAGAUGAACUCUUGUGGGCAGUUUAGUCACUGUGGCCUUGAGCUGCAGCCUCACCUUUUUAUUUUUCAAUUUUUGAAUAAUUUAAAAAAAAAAAAAAAGGUUUUCUUCUUUGUUUGGUUUGGGGGGGGGGGGGGGGGGGUGUUUCUCUAGCAAGAGACUUCAGAUGGCUCACUGGGUUCUGGAACCUCCUUUGCAUCAUUAGAGGCAAAAAAACUAUCUAUCUAGUGAUUUCUUAAAUAAAAGUAUAAGCUGUGUCUUGUACCUCUUUUUGCCCUGAGCCACCCUGCCCAGGAAAGCCACAGCUACUAGAUGGAAACUUCACCUGUCCAUCCCUACUUUUUUUAAAACAAGACUCUGGAGGCAACUCCUGGUCCUUCUUGUCCUGCACCAGUGUGGUGAAUGUUUUAGGAGUUUCAUUUCUUUUUAGCCCUUCCUCCACCUAAUAAAGAUCUAAGC